AUGGGGCUACUGGUGGCUGCACGGCUUCGGCUUCAUCUGGUGUGCCACGGUUACAUGUGCCACCAACAACACGGUUUCCGGCCGGGUCGCCCAUGCCUCUCAAAUCUGCUACUUGCACGUGAAUACUGGACCGAGGACAACGCCAAAGGACAUGAAACGGACACCAACUUCGUGGACUUCAGCAAGGCCUUCGACAAGGUGCCGCAUGACCUCCUGCUGCGAAAGCUGUCCAACCUAGGUGUAGGUGUGGUAAUGCGAAAUUGGCUGCAAGACUUCUUCAUCGACCGGGAAUUCUGCGCCCGUGUUGGUNGGAACCAGAUUCGAGGAACGACUAGCACCGGAUUCAGUACAAGCACCGAAGCGACUGUAUGUCUACCUCAGCCGAAGAAUUAG
This is a messenger RNA of Echinostoma caproni, 393 nucleotides long. NCBI's taxonomy places the organism in Eukaryota, Metazoa, Platyhelminthes, Trematoda, Plagiorchiida, Echinostomatidae. The record is from the annotation of a GenBank genome assembly.